Molecule: messenger RNA, 19086 nt
Organism: Nerophis lumbriciformis (worm pipefish)
Lineage: Eukaryota; Metazoa; Chordata; Actinopteri; Syngnathiformes; Syngnathidae
Source: RefSeq, a predicted model, not a curated record
AUGGCUGAAGAAGAAGAAACAAGGGAAGUGCUCUUUCCAGAUUGGGAAGGUCCAGAUAAAACUGGGCUGACUAUUGAACAGACACGGGAAGGAGAGAUCUUUGUAAAAGAAGUGAAAGGAGAGUCACCUGCAGCGCGAUCUGGGAAAGUAUAUGAAGGUGACCAGAUUGUGGGUGCAACAAUCUAUUUUGACAACAUGAGCUCAGAAGAAACAGCUGAGCUGCUGAAGACACUUAACCGUCACAAGGUUGGAUUGAAACUACAGAAUAAAGACAAAUCCCCAUGCUGCUCUCCCUUGAGAUCACCAUGUCGUUCCCCAAUGGGUACUUUGACAUGGGAGGGAAAAUUAGGAAGCUCCAGUCCAGACAUCAUUCUUAGUGGAGAUGAUGAGGACUAUAAAAGGAUUUACACACGGAAGAUCAAACCGAGGCUUAAGUCUGAAGACCUUGCAGAAGGCGUAGAUGUGCGUACGGAGCGGCAUAGCAGCACAAGUAGUGAUGGCAGCACAAUUACGACUGUCACACGCCGCAUCACCACUUAUACUGUGGACAUGCCAGUUGGCAUAAGUGAGCACCUUGAAUUUUCAAGCCCAGAUUUCAAGGGGCAAAGGCAGGAAUUAGGGGAUAGUUCUUCAGGAAUAAGAAUUUCACAUGGCAGCCCAACCAGAAUAGUUGGAGCUGAAGGAGGAGUUUUGGAUAUAGGCAAGCUAAGGGAAAGUUCAAACACUGGUAGUAGGCAUGUUUUUGUGGGAGCGAUGGGACCAAGUGAGGUAUUCAAAACUGAUAAUGAGAAUGGAGGGUCAAUUCAUGCAUCUGUAACAGAAAAAGGAAGACAGAUUAUUGUGACAUCCACAGAUAAAACACAAGGGGGUGAGGGAACAAAUGUGAAUUUACCUGAAUCAGGCUCUAUUCAUAUUCCCAACAUUUCAUUGAGUGGAGGUUUUGCAGAUGCUGCAAGUGAAUUGAAAGGGCCUUCUGCAAAUACAUCUGUCAGCAUCCAAACUAAAAAGUACCACGUUCACGGUCCAGGCAUUAGUCUUGAGCAGAAAGAGGGAGAUUUCAAAAUGCCUCAGGUAAAUAUAACAUCACAUAUGACAAAGGGUUCAAAUUUUGACAUGAAACCACACGACAUUGACAUUAGUCAGACUGGCCCAGAGAUGAAAGGAAAAGUGAAUGUAUCAACUCGAAAGAUGGAUGGGAAAGUAAAAAUACCAGAUGUGGUAAUCCAGGGUCCAGAGGUAGACAUGGAAGGACACAAAGGCGAUGGAAUACAGUUUGGUAAAGAUAUUCGCAAAUCUGAAAUCUCAGGCCCAAGUAUUACUAUGCCAAACGUGGAACUGAAUCUGAAGGGCAACAAAGUUAAAGGUGAAAUAGAUGUGUCACCAGGACAUAUCAAACAAAAUAUAGACACACCAGAGAUUGAAGUGACAGGCAUAAAAAUUGACAAUGACACAACGGGUAAUAUUGACUUUUCCAAAAUAAAAUUGCCAACAUUUGGUUUAAAAAGUCAGGAAGCCCAGGGCCCAGACAUUAACAUAAAUCUGAGCAAGGCUGAGAUUGAUGUCAAAGGCCCUGAGUUUUCAGGCCCAAAUUUGACAGAGGCAGUAAACAUCUCAGGACCAAAAAGCUCUUUGGCUAAAAUGGAUGUCAAUCUAAAAGGUCCAAAACUCAAAGGGGACGCACAUGUGUCUGUCCCAAAUAUUGAUGGAGAUAUCAAGGUGCCUGACAUUGACAUCAAAGGCCCAAAUGUAGACAUUAAGGGUUACAAGGCUGGUGAUGUUGAUAUCAACCUUCCUAAGGCUAAUAUUGACAUUAAAGUCCCUGAAGUAGGUGUAAGUCUCCCCAAAACUGACUUAAAUAUCAAGGGUCCAAAUUUAGAGAUUGAACCACCAGAUGCUGGCAUUGACAGUCAACGUUGGAAGCUCAAGGGACCCAAUCUGAAGAUGCCAAAAAUAUCAGGUUCAAAUGUCAACAUGCCAAAUGUGGAUUUCGAUCUUCAAGGCCCUAAUUUCAAAGGUGAUUUGGAUGUGUCAGUUUCAAAUGUUGAGGGGGAUAUCAAAUCACCGGAAAUUGACAUCAAAGCCCCAAAGAUUGACAUCAAAGGCCCAAACGUCGACCUUGAGGAUCCCAAGGGUGGAUUUAAAAUGCCCAAAAUUAAAACGCCAGAAUUUGGCUUCAAAGGUCCUAAACUAGAGGGUCCUCAAGUUGACAUCAACCUUCCCAAGGCCAAUAUUGAUGUCAAAGUCCCUGAAGUUGAUGUCAGUCUUCCCAAACUGGAUUUAGACACUAAAGGCUCAAAAUUAGACAUUGAAGGACCAGAUGUUGAAAUUGACAGUUCGGGUUCGAAGAUCAAGGGACCAAACCUUAAAAUGCCAAAAAUCUCAAAACCAAACAUUUCAAUGCCAGAAAUGGGUUUCCAUCUGAAAGGUCCUGAACUCAAAGGUGAUGUGGAUGUAUCUCUUCCAAAAACUGAGGGAGAUAUUGAAGCACCAGACGUGGCCAUCAAAGGCCCAGAAAUUGACAUUAAGGGCCCUAGUGGUGGAUUUGAAAUGCCCAAAAUUAAAAUGCCAGCAUUUGACUUCCAAGGGCCAAAAAUAGAGGGCCCUGAUGUUGGUAUCAAUCUUCCAAAAGCUAAUGUUGAUGUCAAAGUCCCUGCAGUGGAUGUUAGUCUCCCUAAAACUGAUUUAGACAUCACGGGUCCUGAUGUUGAUGUUGAAGUACCAGAUGUCGACAUCGGGAGUCCAGGUUGGAAAAUAAAAGGACCUAAACUGACGAUGCCAAAAAUCCCAAAGCCAAACAUCUCAAUGCCAGAAAUGGAUUUCCGUUUAAAAGGGCCGAAACUAAAAGGGGAUGUUGAUGUAUCAGUACCGAAAGUUGAAGGAGACAUUGAAGCACCAGAAGUAGAUAUCAAAUGCCCAAACAUUGACAUUAAAGGUGCCAAGGGGGGAUUUGAAAUGCCCAGAAUCAAAAUGCCAGAAUUUGACAUGAAAGGUCCAAAAUUGGAGAGUCCUGAUGUUGACAUCAAUCUUCCAAAGGCCAAUAUUGAUGUAAAAGUCCCUGAAGUUGAUGUCAGUGUCCCUAAAGCGGAUUUAGACAUCAAGGGGCCAGAUUUUGAUGUUGAAGUACCAGAUGCCGACAUUGGGAGUCCUGGUUGGAAGAUAAAAGGACCUAAACUGAAGAUGCCAAAAAUCCCGAAGCCAAACAUAUCAAUGCCAGAAAAGGGAUUGCAGCUAAAAGGUCCAAAACUCAAAGGGGAUAUUGAUGUAUCGAUACCAAAAGUGGAAGGAGACAUUGAAGCACCAGGAGUGGACAUCAAAGGCCCAAAAGUUGACAUCGAGGGCCCCAAGGGUGCAUUUGAAAUGCCAAAAAUCAAAAUGCCAGAAUUUGGCUUAAAAGGUCCAAAUAUAGAGGGUCCUGGUGUUGCCAUCAACCUUCCCAAGGCGAAUAUUGAUGUCAAAGUCCCAGAAGUUGAUGUCAGUCUCCCUAAAACUGAUUUAGACAUCACAGGUUGGAAAAUAAAAGGACCUAAACUGAAGAUGCCAAAAAUCCCGAAGCCAAACAUAUCAAUGCCAGAAAUGGGAUUGCAGCUAAAAGGUCCAAAACUCAAAGGGGAUAUUGAUGUAUCGAUACCAAAAGUUGAAGGAGACAUUGAAGCACCAGGAGUGGACAUCAAAGGCCCAAAAGUUGACAUCGAGGGCCCCAAGGGUGGAUUUGACAUGCCCAAAAUCAAAAUGCCAGAAUUUGGCUUUAAAGGUCCAAAAAUAGAGGGUCCUGAUGUUGAUGUCAAUCUCCCUAAAACUGAUUUAGACAUCAAAGGUCCUGAUGUUGAUGUUGAAGUCCCAGAUGUCGACAUCGGGAGUCCAGGUUGGAAAAUAAAAGGACCUAAACUGAAGAUGCCCAAAAUUCCGAAGCCAAACAUAUCAAUGCCAGAAAUGGGAUUGCAGCUAAAAGGUCCUAAACUCAAAGGGGAUGUUGAUAUAUCUGUACCAAAAGUUGAAGGAGACAUUGAAGCACCAGAAGUGGACAUCAAAGGCCCAAAAGUUGACAUCGAGGGCCCCAAGGGUGGAUUUGACAUGCCCAAAAUCAAAAUGCCAGAAUUUGGCUUUAAAGGUCCAAAAAUAGAGGGUCCUGAUGUCGACAUGAAUCUUCCAAAGGCCAAAAUUGAUGUCAAAGUCCCUGAGGUUGAUGUCAAUCUCCCUAAAACUGAUUUAGACAUCAAGGGUCCUGAUGUUGAUGUUGAAGUACCAGAUGUCGACACGGGGAGUCCGGGUUGGAAAAUAAAAGGACCUAAACUGAAGAUGCCAAAAAUCCCGAAGCCAAACAUAUCAAUGCCAGAAAUGGGAUUGCAGCUAAAAGGUCCUAAACUCAAAGGGGAUGUUGAUAUAUCUGUACCAAAAGUUGAAGGAGACAUUGAAGCACCAGAAGUGGACAUCAAAGGCCCCAAAGUUGACAUCAAGGGCCCAAGUGGUGGAUUUGACAUGCCCAAAAUCAAAAUACCAGAGUUAGGCUUUAAAGGUCCAACAUUAGAAAGUCCUGAUGUUGACAUCCAUCUUCCUAAGGCUAAUAUUGAUGUCAAAGUCCCUGAAGUUGAUGUCAGUCUCCCUCAAACUGAUUUAGACAUAUCAGGACCAGAUGUAGAUCUUGAUGUACCAGAUGUCCACAUAGAUAGUCCAGGUUGGAAAAUGAAGGGACCAAAACUGAAGAUGCCUAAAAUCUCAAAGCCAAACAUAUCAAUGCCAGAAAUGGAUUUCCAUCUGAAAGGUCCUAAACUCAAAGGGGAUGUUGAUAUAUCUGUACCAAAAGUUGAAGGAGAUAUUGAAGCACCAGACGUGGCCAUCAAAGGCCCAGAAAUUGACAUUAAGGGCCCUAGUGGUGGAUUUGAAAUGCCCAAAAUAAAAAUGCCAGCAUUUGGCUUCAAAGGGCCAAAAAUAGAGGGCCCUGAUGUUAAUAUCAAUCUUCCAAAAGCCAAUGUUGAUGUCAAAGUACCUGCAGUGGAUGUCAGUCUCCCUAAAACGGAUUUAGACAUCAAGGGUCCAGAUUUCAAUGUUGAUGUACCAGAUGUCGACAUCGGGAGUCCGGGUUGGAAAAUAAAAGGACCUAAACUGAAAAUGCCCAAAAUCUCAAAGCCAAACAUUUCAAUGCCAGAAAUGGAUUUCCAUUUAAAAGGGCCAAAACCUAAAGGGGAUAUUGACGUAUCACUGCCAAAAGUUGAAGGAGACAUUGACACACCAGACGUGGCCAUCAAAGGCCCAGAAAUUGACAUUAAGGGCCCUAGUGGUGGAUUUGAAAUGCCCAAAAUAAAAAUGCCAGCAUUUGGCCUGAAAGGGCCAAAAAUAGAGGGCCCUGAUGUUGAUAUCAAUCUUCCAAAAGCCAAUAUUGAUGUCAAAGUCCCUGAAGUUGAUGUCAGUCUCCCUAAAACAGAUUUAGACAUCAAGGGUUCUGAUUUUGAUGUUGAAGUACCAGAUGUCAACAUCGGGAGUCCGGGCUGGAAAAUAAAGGGACCUAAACUGAAGAUGCCCAAAAUCCCAAAGCCAAACAUCUCAAUGCCUGAAAUGGAUUUCCACCUAAAAGGGCCGAAACUAAAAGGGGAUGUUGAUGUAUCAGUACCAAGAGUUGAUGGAGACAUUAAAGCACCAGAAGUGGAUAUCAAAGGCCCAAAUAUUGAUAUUAAGGGUCCCAAUGGUGCAUUUGAAAUGCCAAAACUCAAAGUGCCAGAAUUUGGCUUGAAAGGUCCAAAAGUAGAGGGUCCCGAUGUUGCCAUCGCCCUUACCAAGCCCAAUAUUGAUGUCAAAGUCCCAGAAGUUGAUGUUAGUCUCCCUAAAACUGAUGUAGACAUCACUGGACCAGAUAUAGAUGUUCAACUACAAGAGGCUGAAAUAGACAGUCCAGGUUGGAAAAUAAAGGGACCUAAACUGAAGAUGCCAAAAAUUUCAAUGCCAAACAUCACAAUACCAGAACUGAAUUUAAUAAAAGGUCCGAAACUCAAAGGGGAUGUUGAUGUAUCACUGCCAAAAGUUGAAGGAGACAUUGACGCACCAGAAAUCGACAUCAAAGGCCCUAAGAAUGGAUUUGAAAUGCCUAAAAUUAAAAUGCCAGAAUUGAGCUUGAAAGGUCCAAAACUUGAAGGUCCCAAUGUUGAUAUCAAUCUUCCAAAGGCCAAUAUUGAUGUCAAAGUCCCUGAAGUGGAUGUCAGUGUCCCUACAGCUGAUUUAGACAUCACGGGUCCAGAUUUUGAUGUUGAAGCACCAGAUGUCGACAUUGGGAGUCCAGGUUGGAAGAUAAAAGGACCUAAACUGAAGAUGCCCAAAAUCCCAAAGCCAAACAUCUCAAUGCCAGAAAUGGAUUUCCAUGUGAAAGGUCCUAAAUUCAAAGGGGAUGUUGAUGUAUCACUGCCAAAAGUUGAAGGCGACAUUAAAGCACCAGAAGUGGAUAUCAAAGGCCAAAAAAUUGACAUCAAAGGCCCCAGUGGUGGAUUUGAAAUGCCCAAAAUCAAAAUGCCACAAUUUAGCUUGAAAGGUCCAAAAGUAGAGGGUCCCGAUGUUGCCAUCAACCUUCCCAAGCCCAAUAUUGAUGUCAAAGUCCCAGAAGUUGAUGUCAGUCUCCCUAAAACUGAUUUAGACAUCAGGGGACCAGAUAUAGAUGUUCAACUACCAGAAGCUGAAAUCGACAGUCCAGGUUGGAAAAUAAAAGGACCUAAACUGAAGAUGCCAAAAAUUUCAAUGCCAAACAUUGCAAUGCCAGAACUGGAUUUAAAUCUAAAAGGUCCGAAACUCAAAGGGGAUAUUGAUGUAUCACUGCCAAAAGUUGAAGGAGACAUUGACGCACCAGAAAUGGACAUCAAAGGCCCAAAAAUUGACAUUAAAGGCCCUAAGAAUGGAUUUGAAAUGCCCAAAAUUAAAAUGCCAGAAUUGAGCUUGAAAGGUCCAAAACUUGAAGGUCCCGAUGUUGACAUCAAUCUUCCAAAGGCCAAUAUUGAUGUCAAAGUCCCUGAAGUGGAUGUCAGUGUCCCUAAAGCAGAUAUAGACAUCAAGGGGCCAGAUUUUGAUGUCGAAGUACCAGAUGUCGACAUUGGGAGUCCGGGUUGGAAGAUAAAAGGACCUAAACUGAAGAUGCCCAAAAUCCCAAAGCCAAACAUCUCAAUGCCAGAAAUGGAUUUCCAUCUAAAAGGGACGAAACUAAAAGGGGAUGUUGAUGUAUCAAUACCAAAAGUUGAAGGCGACAUUGCAGCACCAGAAGUUGAUAUCAAAGGCCCAAAUAUUGAUAUCAAGGGCCCCAAGGGUGCAUUUGAUAUGCCAAAAAUCAAAAUGCCACAAUUUGGCUUGAAAGGUCCAAAAGUAGAGGAUCCCGAUGUUGCCAUCAACCUUCCCAAGCCCAAUAUUGAUGUCAAUGUCCCAGAAGUUGAUGUCAGUCUCCCUAAAACUGAUUUAGACAUCACGGGACCAGAUAUAGAUGUUCAACUACCCAAAGCUGAAAUAGACAGUCCAGGUUGGAAAAUAAAGGGACCUAAACUGAAGAUGCCAAAAAUUUCAAUGCCAAACAUCGCAAUGCCAGAACUGGAUUUCAAUCUAAAAGGUCCGAAACUCAAAGGGGAUAUUGAUGUAUCACUGCCAAAAGUUGAAGGAGACAUUGACGCACCAGAAAUGGACAUCGAAGGCCCAAAAAUUGACAUUAAAGGCCCUAAGGGUGGAUUUGAAAUGCCCAAAAUUAAAAUGCCAGAAUUGAGUUUGAAAGGUCCAAAACUUGAAGGUCCCGAUGUUGACAUCAAUCUUCCAAAGGCCAAUAUUGAUGUCAAAGUGCCUGAAGUAGAUUUCAGUGUCCCUAAAGCUGAUUUAGACAUCAAGGGGCCAGAUUUUGAUGUUGACGCACCAGAUGUCGACAUUGGGAGUCCGGGUUGGAAAAUAAAAGGACCUAAACUGAAGAUGCCCAAAAUCCCAAAGCCAAACAUUUCAAUGCCAGAAAUGGACUUGAAUCUUAAAGGUCCUAAACUCAAAGGGGAUGUUGAUGUAUCAGUACCCAAAGUUAAAGGAGACAUUGAAGCACCAGAAGUAGACAUCAAAGGCCUCAAAAUUGACACUAAAGGCCCAAAGGGUGGAUUUGAAAUGCCCAAAAUUAAAAUGCCAGACUUUGGCAUUAAAGGUCCAAAAAUAGAGGGUCCUAAUGUGGACGUCAAUCUUCCAAAGGCCAAUAUUGAUGUCAAAGUCCCUGAAGUGGAUAUCAAUGUCCCUAAAGCUGAUUUAGACAUCAAGGGGCCAGAUUUUGAUGUUGAAGCACCAGAUGUCGACAUUGGGAGUCCGGGUUGGAAAAUAAAAGGACCUAAACUGAAGAUGCCCAAAAUCCCAAAGCCAAACAUUUCAAUGCCAGAAAUGGAUUUCCAUCUUAAAGGCCCUAAACUCAAAGGGGAUGUUGACGUAUCAGUACCAAAAAUUAAAGGAGACAUUGAAGCACCAGAAAUAGACAUCAAAGGCCCCAAAAUCGACACCAAAGGGCCAAAGGGUGGAUUUGAAAUGCCCAAAAUUAAAAUGCCAGACUUUGGCUUUAAAGGCCCAAAAAUAGAGGGUCCUGAUGUGGACUUCAAUCUUCCAAAGGCCAAUAUUGAUGUCAAAGUCCCUGAAGUGGAUUUCAGCGUCCCUAAAGCUGAUUUAGACAUCAAGGGGCCAGCUUGUGAUGUUGAAGCACCAGAUGUUGACAUCGGGAGUCCGGGUUGGAAAAUAAAAGGACCUAAACUAAAGAUGCCCAAAAUCUCAAAGCCAAACAUCUCAAUGCCAGAAAUGGAUUUCCAUCUGAAAGGUCCUAAACUCAAAGGAGAUGUUGAUAUAUCUGUACCAAAAGCUGAAGGAGACAUUGAAGCACCAGAAGUGGAUAUCCAAGGCCCAAAAAUGGACAUUAAAGGCCCCAAAGGUGGAUUUGAAAUGCCCAAAAUAAAAAUGCCAGAAUUUGGCUUUAAAGGGCCAAAAAUAGAGGGUCCGGAUGUUGACAUCAAUCUCCCAAAAGGCAGUAUUGAUGUCAAUGUCCCUAAAGUGGAUGUCAGUCUCCCUAAAACUGAUUUAGACAUCAAGGGUCCAGAUUUUGAUGUGGAAGCACCAGAUGUUGACAUCGGGAGUCCGGGUUGGAAAAUAAAAGGACCUAAACUGAAGAUGCCCAAAAUCUCAAAGCCAAACAUCUCAAUGCCAGAAAUGGAUUUCCAUCUGAAAGGUCCUAAACUCAAAGGAGAUGUUGAUAUGUCUGUACCAAAAGUUGAAGGAGACAUUGAAGCACCAGAAAUGGACAUCAAAGGUCCGACAAUUGACAUUAAGGGCUCCAGUGGUGGAUUUGAAAUGCCAAAAAUCAAAAUGCCAGAAUUUGGCUUUAAAGGGCCAAAAUUAGAGGGUUCUGAUGUUGACAUCAAUCUUCCAAAAGCCAAUAUUGAUGUCAAAGGUCCUGAUUUUGAUGUUGAAGUACCAGAAGUCGACAUUGGGAGUCCGGGCUGGAAAAUAAAAGGACCUAAACUGAAGAUGCCCAAAAUCCCAAAGCCAAACAUCUCAAUGCCAGAAAUGGAUUUCCAUCUAAAAGGGCCGAAACUAAAAGGGGAUGUUGAUGUAUCAGUACCAAGAGUUGAAGGAGACAUUGAAGCACCAGAAGUGGAUAUCAAAGGCCCAAAUAUUGAUAUCAAGGGCCCUAAGGGUGCAUUUGAAAUGCCAAAAAUCAAAAUGCCAGAAUUUGGCUUGAAAGGUCCAAAAGUAGAGGGUCCCGAUGUUGCCAUCAACCUUCCAAAGGCCAAUAUUGAUGUCAAAGUCCCAGAAGUUGAUGUCAGUCUCCCUAAAACUGAUUUAGACAUCACGGGACCAGAUAUAGAUGUUCAACUACCAAAAGCUGAAAUAGACAGUCCAGGUUGGAAAAUAAAGGGACCUAAAUUGAAGAUGCCAAAAAUUUCAAAGCCAAACAUAUCCAUGCCAGAAAUGGAUUUCCAUCUGAAAGGUCCAAAACUCAAAGGGGAUGUUGAUGUAUCGAUACCAAAAGUUGAAGGAGACAUUGAAGCACCAGGUUUGGAUAUCAAAGGCCCAAAAAUUGACAUCGAGGGCCCCAGUGGUGGGUUUGAAAUGCCCAAAAUCAAAAUGCCAGACUUUGGCUUUAAAGGUCCAAACAUUGAGGGUCCUGAUAUUGAUGUCAAAGUCCCUGAAGUUGAUAUCAGUCUCCCUAAAACUGAUUUAGACAUCAAGGGCUCAGAUUUUGAUGUUGAAGCACCAGAUGUCGACAUAGACAGUCCAGGUUGGAAAAUAAAGGGACCUAAACUGAAGAUGCCCAAAAUCUCAAAGCCAAACAUCUCAAUGCCAGAAAUGGAUUUCCAUCUAAAAGGGCCAAAACUAAAAGGGGAUGUUAAUGUAUCAGUACCAAAAGUUGAAGGAGACAUUGAAGCACCAGAAGUGGAUAUCAAAGGCCCAAAAAUUGACAUGAAAGGCCCUAAGCGUGGAUUUGAAAUGCCUAAAAUCAAAAUGCCAGAAUUUGGCUUUAAAGGUCCAAAACUAGAAGGGCCCGAUGUUGACAUCACGAUUCCCAAAGCUAAAAUUGAUGGAAUAGUCCCUGAGGUCGAACUUCAAGUACCAGAUCUUGACAUUGACAGUCCCAGUGGUAAGAUCAAAGGACCAAAAUUCAAGAUGCCAAAGAUUUCAGGGCCAAGCAUCUCUAUGCCUGAUGUAGAUUUCCAACUGACAGGCCCUAAACUUAAAGGUGAUGUUAAUAUAGGUCAACCAAAUAUCGAAGCAGACAUAAAAGCACCAGAUGUCGAUUUUAAGGGUCCAAAACUUGAGACUAAGGGUUCCAAGAGCAGUUUUGGAUUACCAAAAUUCAAACUGCCAGACUUUGGGUUUAAAAGUAAAAAACUGGAGGGUUCUGGCAUUGACAUAACACCCCCCAAAGCUAAUAUUGACCUUAAGGGCCCUGGGUUGGACACUCAAGGACCAGAUGUUGACAUCGGUGGUCCCAGUGGGAAAAUCAAAGGACCUAAAUUCCAGAUGCCAAAACUCUCCGGACCAAACAUCUCCAUGCCUGAUGUAGAUUUCAAUAUGAAAGGACCUAAACCUAAAGGCGAUGUUGACGUGUCACUUCCAAGUGUUGAGGGGGAUAUUAAAAUGCCAGAAAUGGAUAUCAAAGGACCCAAAGUUGGAAUUAAGGGCACCAAGACUGGAUUUGAAAUGCCAAAAAUUAGAAUGCCAGAAUUUGGUUUUAAAGGUCCAAGAAUGGAAGGUUCCGACCUUGAUAUUAACCUUCCAAAGGCUAAUAUUGAUGUCAAAAUCCCUGAGGGCCUAAACAUGGACAUUGAAGGACCAGAUGUUGACAUUGACAGUCCCAGUGGAAAAAUCAAAGGACCCAAAUUCAAGUUACCAAAAAUCACAGGACCAGGCCUCUCUAUGCCUGAUGUGGAUUUCAAUUUGAAAGGUCCUAAACUGAAAGGUGAUGUUGAUAUGUCACUAGCAAGUGUUGAUGGAGAUAUUAAAGUACCAGAAAUGGAUAUCAAAGGCCCAAAAGUUGACAUCAAGGGCCCCAAGGGUGGAUUUCAAAUGCCCAAAAUCAAAAUGCCAGAAUUUGGCUUCAAAGGUCCUAAACUAGAGGGCCCUGACCUUGACAUCAAUCUUCCCAAGGCAAAUAUUGAUGUCAAGGUUCCGGAGGUUGAACUGAAAGGUCCAGAAGUUGAUGUAAACCUUCCAAAAGCUGAUUUAGAUAUUAAGGGCCUAAGCAUGGACAUUGAAAGACCAGAUGUUGACAUUGACAGUCCCAGUGGAAAGAUCAAAGGACCCAAAUUCAAGAUGCCAAAAAUUACAGGACCAAGCAUUUCCAUGCCUGAUGUGGAUUUCCAAGUGAAAGGCCCAAAACUUAAAGGUGAUGUUGAUAUGUCACUACCAAGUGUUGAGGGAGAUAUAAAAGUACCGGAAAUGGAUAUCAAAGGACCCAAAGUUGGCAUCAAAGGUGCCAAGACUGGAUUUGAAAUGCCAAAAAUCAAAAUGCCUGAAUUUGGCUUCAAAGGUCCGAAACUUGAGGGUCCAGAAGUUGAUGUAAAUCUCCCAAAAGGUGAUUUAGAUAUUAAGAGUCCCAAUGUGAACAUCGAAGGACCAGAUAUUGACAUUCAGAGUCCCAGUGGAAAGAUUAAAGGGCCAAAAUUCAAGAUGCCAAAACUCUCAGGACCCAAAAUUUCAUUUCCAGACGUUGAUUUCAAUCUGAAAAGCCCCACAUUAAAGGCAGAUGUGGAUCUUUCAACUAAACAUAUUGAGGGAGAUAUAAAAGGUAAAAAUGUUGACGUCAAAGGGCCGAACAUUGGAUUCGACCUUCCAAAAUUUAAAAUGCCCCAGUUUGGUGUCAAAGGUUCAAAUCUGGAGGGCCCGAAUGUUGAUGCAACUCUCCCCAAAUCUGAUCUGGACAUCAAGGGACCACAAAUAGACAUUAAAACGCCAGAUGUUGACACUGACAGUCCCAGUUGGAAAAUCAAGGGACCUAAAUUUAAUAUGCCAAAAAUCAAAGGUCCAAACAUCCCCAUGCCAAAUCUGGAUAUUAAUCUGAAAGGACCUAAACUCAAAGGUGAUAUGGAUAUGUCAGUUCCAAAUAUUGAAGGAGAUAUGAAAGCACCUGAAAUUGAAAUCAGAGGCCCAAAAGUUGACAUCGAGGGCCCCAAGGGUGGAUUUGACAUGCCAAAAAUCAAAACGCCUGAAUUUGAUGUGAAGGGCCCAAAACUAGAAGGUCCUGAUGUUGACAUCAAUUUUCCUCAAGCCAAUAUUGAUGUCAAAGUCCCUGAAGUGGAUUUCAGUCUCCCUAAAACAGAUUUUGACAUCAAGGGUCCCGAUUUCGAUGUUGAAGUACCAGAUGUCGACAUUGGGAGUCCAGGUUGGAAAAUAAAGGGACCCAACCUAAAGAUGCCUAAAAUUUCAAAACCAAACAUCUCAAUGCCAGAAAUGGAUUUUCAUUUAAAAGGUCCUAAACUCAAAGGAGAUGUGGAUGUUUCAGUACCAAAAGUUGAAGGAGACAUUGAAGUACCAGGAGUGGAUAUCAAAGGCCCAAAAGUUGACAUUAAGGGCUCCAAGGGUGGAUUUGGAAUACCGAAAAUUAAAAUGCCUGAUUUUGGCUUCAAAGGUCCAAACCUGGAAGGUCCCGAUGUUGACAUCAAUCCUCCGAAGGCCAGUAUUGAUAUAAAGGUCCCUGAAGUUGAUGUCAAUCUCCCCGAAGCUGAUUUAAAAAUCAAGGGUCCAGAUUUAGACGUUGACGUACCAGAUGUUGACAUUGGCAGUCCAGGCUGGAACAUCAAGGGACCCAAUUUAAAGAUGCCAAAAAUCUCCAAACCAAACAUUUCAAUGCCAGAAAUGGAUUUCCAUCUGAAAGGACCUAAAAUCAAAGGUGAUGUGGAUAUGUCAGUUCCAAAUAUAGAGGGAGACAUUGAAGCACCAGAAGUUGAUAUCAAAGGCCCAAAAGUGGACAUUAAGGGCCCCAAGGGUGGGUUUGAAAUGCCAAAAAUUAAAAUGCCUGAUUUUGGUUUUAAAAGUCCAAAACUGGAAGGUCCCGAUGUAGACAUCAACCUUCCCAAGGCCAACAUUGAUAUCAAGGUCCCUGAAGGUGAUUUCAGUCCCCCUAAUACAGAUGUGGACAUCAAAAGUCAGGAUUUAGACAUUGAAAUACCAGAUGUUGACAUUGGCAGUCCAGGUUGGAAAUUCAAGGGACCCAAUUUGAAGAUGCCAAAAUUCUCCAAACCAAACAUUUCAAUGCCAGAAAUGGAUUUCCAUCUGAAAGGCCCUAAACUCAAAGGGGAUAUUGAUGUAUCGAUACCAAAAGUUGAAGGAGACAUUGAAGCACCAGAAGUUGAUAUCAAAGGCCCAAAAGUUGACAUUAAGGGCCCCAAGGGUGGGUUUGAAAUGCCCAAAAUUAAAAUGCCUGAUUUUGGUUUUAAAAGUCCAAAACUGGAAGGUCCCGAUGUAGACAUCAACCUUCCCAAGGCUAAUAUCGAUAUCAACGUCCCUGAAUGUGAUUUCAGUCUCCCCAAAACAGAUGUAGACAUCAAGAGUCCAGAAUUUGACAUUGAAAGACCAGAUGUUGAUAUCGGCAGUCCAGGUUGGAAAAUAAAGGGACCCAAUUUGAAGAUGCCAAAAAUUUCAAAACCAAACAUUUCAAUGCCAGAACUGGAUUUCCAUCUGAAAGGUCCAAAACUCAAAGGGGAUAUUGAUGUAUCGAUACCAAAAGUUGAAGGAGACAUUGAAGCACCAGGAGUGGACAUCAAAGGCCCAAAAGUUGACAUCGAGGGCCCCAAGGGUGGAUUUGACAUGCCAAAAAUCAAAAUGCCAGAAUUUGGCUUUAAAGGUCCAAAAAUAGAGGUCCCUGACGUUGAUGUCAAUCUCCCUAAAACUGAUUUAGACAUCGAGGGUCCAGAUUUCGAUGUUGAAGCACCAGAUGUUGACAUUGGGAGCCCUGGUUGGAAAAUAAAAGGACCUAAACUGAAGAUGCCCAAAAUCCCAAAGCCAAACAUCUCAAUGCCAGAAAUGGAUUUCCAUCUGAAAGGUCCUAAAUUCAAAGGGGAUGUUGAUGUAUCAAUGCCAAAAGUUGAAGGCGACAUUAAAGCACCAGAAGUGGAUAUCAAAGGCCCAAAAAUUGACAUCAAAGGCCCCAGUGGUGGAUUUGAAAUGCCCAAAAUCAAAAUGCCAGAGUUAGGCUUUAAAGGUCCAAAAUUGGAAAGUCCUGAUGUUGACAUCAAUCUUCCUAAGGCUAAUAUUGAUGUCAAAGUCCCUGAAGUUGAUGUCAGUCUACCUAAAACUGAUUUAGACAUAUCAGGACCAGAUUUAGAUGUUGAUGUACCAGAUGUUGACAUAGACAGUCCAGGCUGGAAAAUAAAGGGACCAAAACUGAAGAUGCCUAAAAUGUCAAAGCCAAACAUAUCGAUGCCAGAAAUGGAUUUUCAUCUGAAAGGUCCUAAACUCAAAGGGGAUGUUGAUAUAUCUGUACCAAAAGUUGAAGGAGACAUUGAAGCACUAGACGUGGACAUCAAAGCCCCAAAGAUUGAAAUCAAAGGGCCAAAGACUGGAUUUGGAAUGCCAAAAAUUAAAAUACCUGAAUUUGGCUUAAAAGGCACAAAACUAGAAGGUCCUGAUGUUGACAUGAAUCUUCCUAAAACCAACAUUGAUGUCACAAGUCCAGAUAUAGAUGUUGAAGUACCAGGUGUCGACAUCGGGAGUCCAGGUUGGAAAUUAAAGGGACCUAAAUUCAAGAUGCCAACUGUGGAUUUCAAUCUGAAAGGUCCUCAAAUCAAAGCAGACAUAGAUGCAGGAGCGCCACAUGUUGAAGGAGAGAUAAAAGCACCAGGAAUAGAAAUCAAAGGGCCCAAAGGUGACAUCAAGGGGCCUGGAUUUGAGUUGCCUAGAAUACAAAUGCCAGAAUUUGGUUUGAAAGGUCCCAAUGUUGAGGGCCCUGAAGUUGACAUAAGCCUUCCUAAAUUCAAGGGCCAUAGUGAAGGGAAUAUUGAAUUGCCAAAAGCUGAACUUGAUGUGGAAGAUGUUAAUGUCGAUAUUCCAGGGUUCAGCACCAAGAAAGCUAAAUUCAAAAUGCCCAAGUUUGGUUUUCGGGGUCCAAAGAUCAAAAACCCAGAAACUGAUCUGAAACAGCCACAAGGAAAUAUCAACAUCAAAGGGAAGACUGGCAGUAUUGAAGGACUGGAUGUAGAUAUAGAUGUAACAGGCCCCAAAGUAAAAGGACACAAAUUUAAAAUGCCCAAAUUUGGUUUCAAGGUUCCUAAAGUGGAAAUUCCAGGAGCUGAUCUUCAUCUGACUAAGGAGGGUGGAGAGAUAGAAUUUCCAGAUGUUGACAUUAAAGGACCAGAAGUAAUAAGUGGUGAUCCUAAUGUAAAAAUCAAAGGCUCAAAGCUCAAAAUGCCAGAUGUAUCACUUUCAAAGGCUGACGUAGGUCUAAACAUACCAAGCGUUGAUAUAAAAGGUCCAGAAUUGCAGGAACCAAAUGUUGAUAUUAACCUCCCCAAGGCUGGUAUUGAUGUCAAAGCCCCAGAGGUCGAUAUUCAAGGGCUGGAUGUUGAUCCCAGUCUACCAAAAGUUAAUGUCAACAUUCGAGGACCUAAAGUAGAUAUUGAAGGGGCAGAUGUUGAUAUUGGCAUCCCUGGUGAGAAGAUCAAGGGACCAAAAUUCAAGAUGCCAAAGAUUUCAGGGCCAGGCAUCUCCAUGCCAGAUGUGGAUUUCAAUCUGAAAGGUCCGAAACUCAAGGGCGAUGUUGAUGUGUCAGUACCAAAAAUAGAUGGAGAUAUCAAAGGCCCAAAAGUUGACAUUAAGGGCUCCAAGGGUGGAUUUGAAAUGCCCAAAUUUAGAUUGCCAGAAUUUGGCUUCAAAGGUCCAAAACUGGAGGGCCCUGACAUUGACAUCAACAUUCCCAAAGCUGAUGUUGACAUCAAAGUCCCUGAGGUUGAACUUCAAGGUCCAGAAGUUGAUAUAAAUCUCCCCAAAGAUCAUUUGGAAAUUAAGGGAACAUCAUUGGACAUUGAAGCAACAGAUGUCAACAUUGAAAGUCCCAGUGGUAAGAUCAAGGGACCCAAAUUCAAGCUUCCCACAAUCUCAGGACCAAACAUCUCCUUUCCUGAUUUCAGUCUCAGAGGUCCCAAUGUCAAAGGUGAUGUAGAUUUGUCAGUACCUAAUUUUGAGGCUGAGAUAAAAGCCCCAACAAUGGAUAUCCAAGGCCCAAACACUGACAUUAAGGGCUCUAUGGGUGGAUUUGAAUUUCCUAAAUUGAAAAUGCCACAAUUUGGAUUCAAAGGUCCAAAACUGGAGAGUGCUGAUGUUGACAUCGACAUUCCCAAUGCUAAUAUUGAUGUCAAACUACCUGAGGUUGGCCUGCAGGGUCCUGCAGUUGAUAUUAGUUCCCCCAAGGGUGAUUUUAACAUUGAGGUUCCAAAACUGGACAUUGAAGGACAAGCUCUCGAUAUUGACAGUCCCAGUGGAAAACUUAAGGGACCAAAAUUCAAGAUGCCCAAGAUCUCAGGACCAAACCUCUCCAUGCCUGAUGUUGAUUUGCAACUGAAGGGGCUUAAAUUGAAAGGUGAUGUUGAUGUGUCAUUAUCAAAUAGUGAGGGUGAUUUCAAACGACCAGAAAUAGAUGUUAAAGGCCCCAAAAUUGACAUCAAGAGCCCCAAGACCGGAUUUGAAAUUCCAAAAAUCAAAAUCCCAGAAUUUGGCUUCAAAGGUCAAAAACUGGAGGGCCCCAAUGUUGAUGUUAACCUCACAAAAGCUGAUUUGGAUAUAAAAGGUCCAAAGAUGGACAUACGAGGACCAGAUGUUGACAUUGAUACUCCUAGUGGAAAGAUCGUGGGACCAAAAUUCAAAAUGCCAAAAAUCACAUCACCAAGCAUUUCCAUGCCUGAUGUAAAUUUCCAUGUGAAAGCUCCUAAAUUUAAAGGUGAUGUUGAUAUGUCAGUACCAAGUGUUGAGGGAGAUAUAAAAGCACCAGAAAUUGAUAUCAAAGGACCAAAAGUUGGCAUUAAGGGUGCCAAGACUGGAUUUGAAAUGCCAACAAUCAAAAUGCCAGAAUUUGGCUUCAAAGGUCCAAAACUGGAGGGCCCUGAAAUUGACAUCAACCCUCCCAAGGCUAAUAUUGAUGUCAAGAUCCCUGAGGUUGAACUGAGAGGUCGAGAAGUUGACAUAAAUAUCCCAAAAGUCAAUCUGAAAGGAGUCAAAGGUGAUGUAGACUUGUCAGUGCCUAAUUUUGAGGGUGAAACAAAAGCACCAAAAAUGGAUAUCAAAGGCCCAAAUAUUGACAUCAAAGGUUCUAUGGGUGGAUUUGAUGUUCCUAAAUUAAAAAUGCCACAAUUUGGCCUCAAAGGUCCAAAACUGGAAGCUCCUGAAAUUGACACUAGCAUUGAUGUGAGAGACCCUGACGUUGAAAUUCCAACGGGUGCAGUUGAAGGUCCAAACAUGAAAGGUGAUUUGUCAUAUCCCGAUUUAGAUGUCACCAUAAAGGGGAAGAAGGGCAAAUUCAAACUCCCUAAAGUGGUAGGAAAAGGAAAGAAACUCGAUAUUGACACAGACACACCGAGAACAGAUGUAACAGCGGGCACACCUAAUGUCAAUGUCCAUACAACAAAAGUGAAAAAGCCAAUUUUCGGGAAACUUCAUUUUCCUGAUGUAGAACUUGACAUCAAAUCCCCUAAAGUCAAAGGUGAUGGAACUUUCUCUGAGGAGUUGAAAUCCCCCGCUGUAGAGUUACAGGAUUCUGUUACAGGCAGUCCAAAUAUUAGUUACGAAAGCUCAGAUGUGAAAUUUAAGGCUCCCCAGAUCAGCCUGCCAAACAUCAAUGUUUCUCCUGCAGGUGGCACAUUUAGAGGCCUUCAAUAUCCCGAAGGUACGGUAACAUUCCCCAAGCUCAAGUUACCACAGUUUGGUUUUAGUAAGCCACAGUAUGAGGGCCAGGAGGGUGAUGGCAAAGGUGCAACAGGCAUAACAGCUAGUGGAGAGCUUCGCUGCUCCCAGGAUUUUACAGUUUCCAGUCCAGAGAUAAGGCAAAGUGAAGGAAAGAUAAAGGUGAAGUUCCCAAAUUUUUUUGGCAAAUCAAAAUCAAAGGGCAGGAGUGCAGGGGAGCUUCGGGGAACAGAGGUAGAACUGAGUACCAGUGGAAAAGGUGAAGUCUCUAAAGGUCUCAGUGUACAAGGUGGAAGAGGGAAAUUACAAUUUGAGGGUGAUGCUGGACUCAGUGUUUCCCCCAAAAGCAAGUCUGCAUCACUGGAUCUUUUCAAGAAGUCACGACAUCGGUCUUCCUCUCAUAGUGAUGAGGGUGGGCUUGCAGUUAUUUCCCCUUCAGGGCACCUUGGAGCAGAGGGCAGUGAUAUUUCAGUAGACCUAAGUGGACCAAAGAUCAAAGGAAAGAAAGGCAAGUUGAAGUUUGGCACUUUUGGAGGUUUUGGUUCCAAGUCAAAGGGCUCGUAUGAAGUAACGUAUGGUGAAGGUAGCGAAGCAGGAGUAGAGGGUAGUGCAGGUAUGUCAUUGGCCUCCUCAAAACCUAGAUUGUCCUCAUCGUCUAGCAGUGAUAGUGGGUCAAAGGGUGCUCUAAAGUUCCCAAAAAUUGAACUGUCUGUAUCACCCAAAAAUGAUUGA